Messenger RNA from Blumeria graminis f. sp. triticale, 2427 nucleotides. NCBI's taxonomy places the organism in Eukaryota, Fungi, Ascomycota, Leotiomycetes, Helotiales, Erysiphaceae. The record is from the annotation of a GenBank genome assembly.
ACAGAAAUUUCAUACACAGAAGAAAAUCGAAGAUCGGCCCGCGCGACCAAGGGCCAAACCGCAAAGACUGACUCAACUAAACCGCCAUCGGAUUCAAAGAAAAAAUCCAAAUCUGGAAAGAAAGCUGUAGUGGUGGUGCAGGAAGAACCUGCUGAAAUAAUCCGAUGCGUCUGCGGUGCAGUGGAGACGGGCGACGACGAUAAAGAUCCUUGGAUCGCGUGUGAUAGUUGCGAUGCUUGGCAGCACAAUAUCUGCAUGGGAAUCAGCUCGUAUGGUGAAGAUGUACCGGAUCAGUAUUUCUGCGAGCAAUGCCGACCCCAAGAUCACAAAGAACUUCUAGCCGGCAUAAAGCGAGGGCAAAAACUGUGGGAAGAGAGACGAAAAAUUUACGAGCAGGAGCAAGCAGAAAGCCAGAUCGAAGAGCCCAGUACCAAAAAAAGGGGGAAGAAGAAGGUCAAGAAACCGAACGAGCCAAAUCCAGAUACUACGGUUAAUGGGAAGGCGGCUUCUGCGACACCCACAACGGUAGAGAAAAAAUUAGUCUCCAAAAAUAACAACGCGAAAAGAAAAAUUAGGGACGAAGUCCAAGAUAAUGAAGAUGCAAAGGAAUCUCAAGCCAAAAUUAGAAAACUAUCGACAACACAGAAGCCGCGACAAGACUCUCCAAUAUCUGGUCUGCCGGAUAAAAUUGACGAGAUUGACCCAUCGAGACAAGGAGCGGCUAAAGUACUUCUAAAAAGUUUGCUACAUACCAUUCCCCAAGCCAUGAAAUUAGGAAUCUAUACUCUAGGUAGCAAUGAUACUCUGGAGGCAAAGGCUGAACGUCUAGCGAUAGCUGUGGAAAAUGCUGUUCAGGUUGCUUACCCUGACAAAGCCGCGUAUGCUAAGCAAUCGCGUGCUAUAGCUAGUAACCUUAAGCACAACCUAGAGCUCAGCGAAGGGCUAUUAACGAGGUCACUUUCCCCUCAAGCCCUGGCUGCGAUGAGUACAGAUGAUAUGGCUAGCAAGGAGCUUAAGAGGGAGAAGGAAGAGAUGAAAGCGCGUGCCGACAAACAAUCCAUUAUGGUAACAGAAGAUGGACCCCGCGUACGUCGAACUCACAAGGGUGAGGAACUUGUUGAGGGAGACAGUUUCGCCGAUUCAAACGAUAGUUCUAUGCCCAAGCCGCGAAAACGGAGCACGAUAGAUCCCAAUUCAGAGACAAAUUGGCACUCAAGAGAAAACUCGCCUGCCAAUCAGAUUGAAUCUCCUACGAAUAAUGCUGAGCGCAAGUCUCAUGACGAGGUGCGAGGUCAAAAAUUGCCUAAACAAUCGCUCGAAAUUCAAGCGUUAGAUUCGCCGCCUGCUCGAAAGGCUUCGGGUCAACAAAAUUUUGAUAUCAACAAGGUAUUCAAUAGCGUACAAACUCCAACAUCUAGCAAGCAUCGUCAUGCGGCAAAUAAUGUUGCACUGCCAGUCAACGGCCCCGGCGAAGACCCCGAGGUUGAUAAACUAUUACAAGAUGAUGGUAUUGAGUCACCACCAUAUUCUCCGGCUGAAUAUGACUCAGAUCCUACAAUAAUUUGGAGAGGAACAGUUACCAUGGACUCAGUCGCUGAAUUCCCGGCUAUUGCUAGGCACAUUGGCGGUGUUGAUAUUACCCAAUCCAUGACUUCUAUCCAAUGGUCAGAUGUGCUGGCCAAAGAUCUCAAGAUUGCCGGCCGGAUAGAUUACGAGAAAGCCAACGAAUACCUUUGUAGUCUUCGCUACUCGCCACCCACUGAUCUCGUAGUAGUGAAACUGAGUUCUACCAACGAUAUACACGACCAGGCCUUUACCGAUCUAUAUGACUACUUUCAACACCGCACCCGCUAUGGAGUUCUUACAAAUAAGGGAGUGGGAAACAUCCGGGAUACGUACCUUGUUCCUGUACCCCCAACACCCGGAAAACUUCCUGAUUUUAUAAUCAAUCUAGAGGGGCACCAGAUUCCUGAACAGCGGGCGGAGCCCAUGAUUGUUAUAGCGCUAGUUAUACGAAAUGAAUGGCAACCAGGGCCAGACAGUCAGCUAUAUCAACGUGGUAAUGAUAGCAAUCCAGAUUCAAGAUCAUCAGUUCCGCGACAACAUCGAUCUGCUUCUGUAACCGGAUCCGGACCUCAAAUGUCACCCCUUGGCCCACCACCGGCCGCUCAAGUAUCCAGCCAAAACUUUAGACCAGACGACGUCCAACGUGAGAUUGAUCAAAGGCAGGGAGAAGAGGCAGCCAAGCGAAUCUUGGGGGACCAUGUUAAAGCUCCGACGGUCGCUUUUCUCAUGCCCCAAGCCUAUCAAAUGCGAGAAGUUGAGUGGAAUGUGAUUGGAGAAAUCUUACGAGAGGACGAAAGAGCCAGGGAUGAUUUACAACAUUUAAGUGUGGUGCUGGAGCAGAGAAUGGCAGGUAGGGGAUAA